Messenger RNA from Patiria miniata (bat star), 2338 nucleotides. RefSeq lists its product as uncharacterized. The transcript has 11 exons. Lineage: Eukaryota; Metazoa; Echinodermata; Asteroidea; Valvatida; Asterinidae. The record is from RefSeq and is a predicted model, not a curated record. Bases 27 to 2264 code for a protein of 745 amino acids.
AAUAAACCCCCGAGUGACAAGGCAUUAUGGCCUCUAAAUCAAGCGCAUCCAGUAUCUUCUUUGCAUCUACACCCAACUUCAAGGAUCUGUGCUCCGUCACACUUCAAGUUCAGGAAAAUACCGAAGGAGGGAUGACACCCAGUAAAUAUGUGGGCUCCCAGCCUCAAAUUGUAAAAUGCAGGCAAUUGAUAUUCACUGAGCCAGGCGUUCUAGCUUCACCGUCCCUUCAGCAGGAGGGAUACAUCUACGCCGUCCUGCAGCAGUCGGUGUGGAAAUCAGGUCGUCUGCAGGCUAGAUGCCAAAAGAUGGGACUCGUGGUGAAUAAACCAAUGCGAGUCAUAAGUCCCGUCUUCCAAGCCUGCUUAGCCUACACCAUCAGGGCCAGAAUGGCCCCACUGUGGAACAAAGCAGGCAACUGGUACAUCCAAGGCAGAGAUUUCCUGCUGAACUCUGGCAGGGUAGCGGCUGUAGAUUUGGAGCUGAACGUAACUGAAGCUGAGAUUUGUCUUGUGCUGCGUCCCCUCAUGGUGAAGCUACCACAGAGCUCACUGAUUGAUUUUGAAGUGUGCCAACCCAUUCUGGACCAGUUCUUUCUCUCCGCGAACAACGUCAUAUCCGAGUACUCCAUUGACAACAAGUGGUGUUAUGUCUUGCCAAGCCUCAAGAAAGGCAAAGUGGUUAGCAUCAGUCAUGAGAUUCCAUCCACCAGCCCCUUCAAGACUUACAAAGAAAUCCGAAGAUACUGGAAGAAUGCGUACGGCUACCGGCUUCCAGAAACUGAUGUCGGAGUUCUCUACUACAACGUCUACUUCCCUGCCAUUGGACCUACACUCUUCACCUACCCAGAGUUCUGCAUUCGCAAGGACGAGCCCAUACUACAAGCCCGCAUCGACCCAGCCCCUAUCCUGAAUGCCUUCCUGACGGACUUACAGUACAAAGUCUCCUCAGUGUGCGGUACGGCCUUCGAGGUAACUCCUAAAGCCCAGUACAUCAACACGGGACUGUUCCCGACAGGAAAGGAGGAAGCUAAGCUGUCCCAGUUGAACCUAUCCAGCACACCCCCACCUACAUCAGUGCGUCGCAUCCCAAGCAGACCCAUCUCCCUCCAAGGCUGCCCUGCUCCCAACAGUUUCACCCCUACUCCGUCCUUGUCCCAGCACACCCCGACUCCUAGCUACCGGUCGCCCACCUAUCCCCUCUCUGGAACCGUGGGCGAUUUCAACGCCUCCUUCUCCAUCGCCGGUCGCGUGUCCAUUCCCGCCGCGACCAACAGGGUUGCCCAAACGCCACAAACGGACGGCCAGUAUGCUGCACAUACAGGCUACACGUACCCAGGUCCUGUUUACAAUAAUGUAAACAUUUUCAGCGUUUCAACUGCCUUGUCUCCACCAGCACGACAAACGUCCUUCAGACCAGUACUACCGAAGCAGGCUUUGAAUAACUUUAGCUUCAGUGCCGCGAAUAUGUGGAAUGACACAGCUUACUCCAACCCUGUCGUCAACAAGACGACAUACAGUAGCAUUCAAUCAACCAAUCAGUGCAUUCCAGUGGCGACUAUGAUGGGCAGCAACCAAUCAAAUAUGCAAAUGCAUCAACGUAUAAUUCCCAAGUUUGUACCUCAGCGUUCGCGGACGUCGCACAACAUCCCUGCUUCCUCAACAAGUUCCCGAUAUGACGAUCUCUCCCCGAGGAUUGUACCAUCGUUCCACCCCAGCAGGCAGGUCAACCAGCACCCUAAGACCCAAGUACGUCCAUCAACUUUUACCGCAUCCCUACAAUGCACCUCUCUGGGUGCAGCAGGCCUGUCAACUCCCCCUCAGAAACCGCAGAACAGUCACCCAGACAGACCCAAGCCAACCAAGCCAUCGUUUGCGCCGUCCUUUCCUCGCAAAGACUCCUCUCAAGCCGCUAAAGCACCCGCCGUCAAAAAGAAAGUACAGCAGACACUGGACGGUAUUGUUGUAAAAGCUCCAAAACGUGCUGAACUACAGAAGCAAGACUGCGGCAAGACUGCAAAAAGAAAAUCAAAGGAUGACAACGGUAACGGCCCUCCAGCCAGCAAGAAGGCCAGGUCUAAACCUAAAGUACAGGAAGAGGUCAAUGUACAGUCGCUUGCCAUCAACGACCAACUAUCCAAAGUGAAUACCGUUACCCUGGCAACGUGGCUGAAAAACAAAGGAAUUCCAGUCAAAGCCAAGGAGAAGAAAUCCGACCUCAUGCAGAAAGUGGCGAACUUCAUCCACGCCAACUCCAUUGAAGAUUAGGACGACUCGCUUAGGAGUGCUGAAUCGAGCGCGAGUUAACAGUGAGUGUUAAAUGAGUCCAGUUCCAUUAGGCC